AUGCUAUGCUUAUCGUAUCUACUGAUUGGGCUGUACAUCUUUUACUACUUUAGUGAGAGCGACGCAAUGGAAGGCUUCAGCGCUUCUUCAUCAUCUGCCAACAACAAGGCACACAAAAUGGACCAAACCUUUGCCAAUGAGCGCAACAAGCUAUUGAGUCUGGUCAAUGAUCCUGAGCGUAUCAACAACAUAUCCGAGUUGUACGACUCGGAUGGCAAUCUGAUUGAUUCCAAAAAGGUGGUGACGGACAACAAUACCUACAAAUUUCCAGAGUCUGGUCAUGCCCACAAACUGUUGGAUGGAAUGCUAGGAAUUGAAAUCGGAGCUCGAUCCUAUCAAGGUUUUGGACUAACGACACUGAAUGUAGACCUGCUACCUUCACAGCAUGCGGCAGGUGGUGCUGAAGUGAUAGAAGAAGCCAAGUCUGAAAAAGCGGAUAGUCCUACCACCAGAGAAGGGAGCCACAAUGAAAUAGAUCGACAACUCGAAUUGGCAGGGAUUGUUAGGCGAGUCGAUGUAACCUUAUCCCCCAAAGAUGUCGACCGCCUCCCAUUUGAUGAGGGAGUAUUGGACUUUGUCUUGGCCAAUCGACUCUUGGCUCCUUCUUCGGUGGAAAACAGCGAUCCAUUUGCAUGGGAUCCCAUUAUCAGUUUUUGUGAGUGGGGACGAGCCGUCAAAGAUGGUGGCUAUUUGUACGCUGUUCUUCCUAACAAAGAACGUACCUUUUGGCAUCGCGAAAAGAAGUCCACCACCAUACAAGAAGUCAUUGCGGCCCACAUGAAACACGUCAAGUCACCCUUGGAUCAUAUUGACGAUCCGAUUAUCUGGAAUGAUAAUGAUGCUACAGAAUUCUUGUGGUAUAUGGGUCUGAAUGUAGUAGACACGUUGCCCCAACACGAUAGUGUUCAAGGAGGAUAUGCGCUGGUAAUUCAAGUCCAACGGAAGAAUGGUAUGAUUAGCAGUCGAUGCUAG
Molecule: messenger RNA, 972 nt
Organism: Cylindrotheca closterium
Lineage: Eukaryota; Bacillariophyta; Bacillariophyceae; Bacillariales; Bacillariaceae
Source: the annotation of a GenBank genome assembly